UCAGUGCAAAGAAAGAAACCAACCCCGAAGCCUCCAUGACCUCGUCUGCGUAUGAGAGUCUCUGCGAGACUGCGACUCUGCCUCUCGUUGCCUCAUCCUCACUCACGCUGCUGCCUCCACUUCGUUAGCAUCCGGCUCCUUCCCCCCAACCAUAUGGUCUGUGUAGCCUCGUCGACAGGUCAACUGCUUCACCCAGCUUUUUGCAAACUGAUCAAGGCCAGGCCUCGCGAUUCUCUCUGAAAAUCAAAAGGGUGAAGGAGCAUGUUGGACUCUUCUAAAUUUUUUAGUCUGGGAGCCAGCUGUGUGGGAUCUAAUAAUUGCUUAAGACUUCAUCCUCUUCUUUAGAAGUAGAAUGAUUCGUUCCUUGAACCAGAAGAGGCACUUGUGUCUCUGUGUUUAUGUUGCAGACGACUUCAACGCAGAUAGAUUUCGAUGAUACCAGAAGUAGUUGCAUCACUCUUACACCACUGCUCCAAAACGAAGGCCUUUUGGCAAGGUCUUUCCCUUCACGCUGUUGUUCUGAAGACAGGCAUGCAAUGUAAUGUUUUCCUCUCCAAUCAUGUUAUCAAUAUGUAUGCCAAGUGCGGUUACAGCUCCCUUGCCCGCAAAGUGUUUGAUGAAAUGUCCGGACGCAAUCUCAUUUCAUGGUCUGCUAUGAUAUCUGGAUAUGACCAAUGUGGGGAGCACAUGUUAGCACUUGAUCUGUUUUCUAAAAUGCACCUUGCACCUAACGAAUACAUUUUUGCUAGUGCUGUCAGUGCUUGUGCAAGUCUUGCAGCUUUGGAGCUGGGGUUGCAGAUUCAUGCUCAAACACUCAAGUCUGGUUAUGAAUGCAUCUCCUUUGUUUCUAACUCGCUUAUCUCUAUGUAUAUGAGAUGCGGACAGUGUAGAUUUGCUUUAUCAGUUUAUAGCAAUGCGGUGAAUCCAAAUUCUGUUUCUUAUAAUGCUUUGAUCACUGGGUAUAUUGAAAAUCAUGAACCUGAAAAAGGGUUUGAGGUGUUCAAAUAUAUGCAUAAACUGGGUCUUGUUCCUGAUUCUUUUACAUUUAUGGGACUGUUAGGGUUUUGCACCGAGUCAAAUGAUUUAAGAACAGGGAUGUCAUUACAUUGCCAAACAAUUAAACUUAAAUUGGACUCUACCCCCCUUAUUGGCAAUGUAAUAAUGGCAAUGUAUGCGAAGUCUAAUUUCAUUGAAGAAGUGGAGAAGGCUUUUAGAGUGAUCAUAGACAAAGACGUCAUUUCCUGGAACACUAUAAUUUCUGCCUUUUCUCAUUCAUCAGAUCAAACUAGAUGUUUAGAGUUUUUCAGAGAGAUGAGGAAUGAAAGUAGCGCAAGGCCAGAUUACUUCACAUUUGCUAGCAUCCUUGCUGCCUGUGCUUCGAAUGCUUCUAUUCUCCUAGGAAAGCAAAUCCAUGCUUAUCUAAUUAGAGCAAGAGAAUAUCAAGAUAUAGGAGUUAGUAAUGCUCUUGUGAGUAUGUAUGCGAAAAGCGGUUCUAUUGAAUAUGCUUAUAAUUUAUUCAAUAAGAUGUCCUGUCACAACCUCGUCUCAUGGAAUGCUAUGAUUGCUGCAUUUGGAAAUCACGGUCUUGGUGAUAAAGCGAUUGAAGCUUUUGAGCAGAUGAAAGUGGUUGGUGUAAAACCAGAUUCAAUUACAUUUGUUGCCCUAUUAAUUGCGUGUAACCAUGCAGGAUUGGUAGACAGGGGCAAACUGUACUUCAACUCUAUGAAAGAAAAGUAUGGGAUAAACCCAAGUGUUGAACAUUUCUCAUGUCUUAUCGACAUGCUUGGAAGAGCAGGAAGAUUAUCUGAGGCAGAAGAGUACAUGAGGGAAUUUAAUCGAUGGAAUGAUCCCAUUGUGUUAGGGAGCUUGCUUUCAGCUUGUAGGCUGCAUGGAAACAUAGCCACAGGGGAACGUCUGGCUAGGCAGCUUCUUCAAGGUCAACCCGUGGGUUCUUCACCUUAUGUCUUGUUAUCAAGUUUAUAUGCUUCAGAUGAGAAGUGGUAUGAGGCCGCUAAUGCGAGAAAGAUGUUGAAGGUUAGUGGACUAAGGAAAGAAAAAUUUUACUGCAGUACUCUAUACGGUAAUUCUUUUAAAUUUAUGAUAAAAAUGACAAAAUUACCCUCAAUAAGGUGACUUAUUCAUUCUCAUACUAUAUGUUGUUUGUUUUCCUAUUUUACUUGUUUAUAAUUUUACUUCCACUUCAUGUCAUUCUAAGGGCUAUAAACAAGUAAAGUAGGAAAACGAACAACAUUUUGUAAAUAAAUAAGUAACAUAUAGUAUGGGAAUGAACAAAUUUUCUUACUUACGGUAUGUUAUUUAUUUAAAUGAGGGCAAUUUUGUUGAAUUUUAAAAAUUCUGAAGUUCUCUUUUUAAUAUGUUUGGUCAAGGGUUCCUACUUAAAAUUUUCCCUAUGAAAAACUCACUAUGGUGGAUUUUUCCCAUUGAAAGAUUCAAAAAAUUAAACAUGUACUUAGAACGUUAAAUUAGGCUGUUAGUACAAUUUCAUCAACGUAGUACUUUCUUAAUAAUAAAAAUAGUAUUCGAAAAGGAAAAGGGGCAUGGCCUCCUCUUCAAUGCAAGGCAUAUUUUUUUA
Molecule: messenger RNA, 2593 nt
Organism: Prosopis cineraria
Lineage: Eukaryota; Viridiplantae; Streptophyta; Magnoliopsida; Fabales; Fabaceae
Product: pentatricopeptide repeat-containing protein At2g13600-like
Exons: 2
Coding region: 433-2133 (566 amino acids)
Biological process (GO): RNA modification
Molecular function (GO): protein binding; RNA binding
Source: RefSeq, a predicted model, not a curated record